AUAGUUCCUCGCCCUGUGACGCUUGUUCCUAGCCCUGUGACCCUUCCCAGCUGCAAAUCGUCUGAGACCAGGGUUCAGUCUUCCGCUUUUAUCUUCGCCUGAUUAAUCCCGCGUUUCUGACGCUGCCUGAGAAUUGGAAGUACUAGCGCAUCGGAGGAGCAGGAGGCGUUUAGUGAAUAAAUAAAUAAAUAAGAGGAAAAGAUACAACAGCUUUUGUUCUAAGCAUCUCCAAACAUUGUUUCCGGGAGAUUAGACAGUCGUUACAAAUGGACGGUCAUCCCUACGGCCACCAUCAUCGCAGUCAUGACCGUCGGAGCCAACUUCCCUACGCCGACCCACAAGCCCCCCUCGGAGCCAACGAUGACUUCUCCUCCCAUUGGCCACCAGCUGCUACCGCUGUCCCCGGCGGUGUCCCCGGCGGCGGAAUUGCUGGCAAUAUUGCUGGUAAUAUUGCCGGCAAUAUCGCCGACGGCAUCGCUGGCGUUUCCCCCGCUUCCAUCUCCCAGUUCCUCCCCACUCACUCGCCGGUCGUUUCCGCCUUCGGCACAGCUCGUUCCGGCGCGGAGCAUUCCGCGGGCGCUGCGCAGCCGUUUCUGCGGAAUGUAGCGCGGCCUUCCGCGCCUUCCGCGCAGUCUGCUUUGGAGUUUGCGCUGCUCGAAUCGCAACUUUUAUCCGCAGUGGCGCGGCAAACGUCGCAGCAAUCGUCGCAGCAGCCGUCGCAUCUGCUGUCGCAGCAACCGUCGCAUCUGCUUUCCCAGCAAGCGUCGCAUCUGCUGCCGCAGGAUGUGUAUCAGGAAGAGCAGUUCAGUCAGGCACCCUUGCGACGAAGUCAGCAUCAGCCGCAGCAGUUCCAGCAGCAGCAGCAGUAUUCUUAUCAGCAGCAGCAGCAGCUGCAGCAGGAGCAACGGCAGGGGGAGCAGCAGUUGUUGCAGCACCAGUUUCAGCUGCACGAACAGCAGCAGCAACAGCAGCCGCCGCAGCCGCCGCAGCUGUUCCAGCAACAUCUCUUCCAGCAGCCGUCGCAGCAGCAGCAGCAGCAGCAGCAGCAGCAGAUGCAGCAGGCGCCAGAAGCGGAUCAACAGCAAGUGCUUCAGUAUCUCGUGCAACAGCAGCGAAACGUCCAGUCGGCUGCAAACUGGCAGCAGCAGCAGCAGCAGCAGCAGCAGCAGCAGCAGCAGCAGCAGCAGCAGCAGCAGCAGCAGCAGCAGCAGCAGCAGCAGCAGCAGCAGCAGCAGCAGCAGCAGCAGCAGCAGCAGCAGCAGCAGCAGCAGCAGCAGCAGCAGCAGCAGCAGCAGCAGCAGCAGCAGCAGCAGCAGCAGCAGCAGCAGCAGCAGCAGCAGCAGCAGCAGCAGCAGCAGCAGCAGCAGCAGCAGCAGCAGCAGCAGCAGCAGCAGCAGCAGCAGCAGCAGCAGCAGCAGCAGCAGCAGCAGCAGCAGCAGCAGCAGCAGCAGCAGCAGCAGCAGCAGCAGCAGCAGCAGCAGCAGCAGCAGCAGCAGCAGCAGCAGCAGCAGCAGCAGCAGCAGCAGCAGCAGCAGCAGCAGCAGCAGCAGCAGCAGCAGCAGCAGCAGCAGCAGCAGCAGCAGCAGCAGCAGCAGCAGCAGCAGCAAGGGUACGAGCAGCAGGGCCCAUCAGAGUCGUACCAGCAGCAGCAGCAGGCCUUCCGACAGCAGCAGGCGCAGCAGCCACAGGAGCAGUUUCAGAUUGAGCAGCAGCAGCAGCAGAAGCAGCAGGUUUACCGGCAGCAGCAGGAGCAGCAGCCUCAGGAGGAGUUGCAGAUUGAGCAGCAGCAGCACGAGCAGCAGCAGCACGAGCAGCAGCAGCAGGUAGAUCAGCCGUAUUUUCUCGAGUUCAUGCAGCAGCAGCCGCAGAAUCAGCAGCCGCCACAGCAGCAGCAGCAGCAGCAGCAGCAGGAGGUGGCAGAGCAGAACGACUUUCAAACGCAGCAGCAUUUCUACUAUGCCCAGCAGCAGCAGCACGACGAGGCGGUGGAGGAGGAGGAAGAAGAUGAGGGGGAGGAAGAGGAGGAGGAGGUUGCGGGGGAGUAUCAGGAGGAGGAGCAGCAGCACGAGCUUCAGGGAGACUUGUCAAUUGUAGGCUCGGCAGUGGCAGGCUUGGAACUUGUAGGUUCGGCAGUGGCUGACCUAGCAGCGGACGGAGCAGACGCGUUUGAUCUGGACGAGGUUGAGGUGGCUCGACUGGAAGGGGAGGCGGAGGAGGGGGAGGGAGAGGGACAGAGGGUUGAAAGAGAAGUUGGGUUUGAGGGAGAUGGGGAAGAUGGUGGGGAAUCGGGUGUGCAAGAGAGCAGGAAGAGACGGCUGGAGGAUUUAGGCGGGGAGGAAGUAGAGGAGGAAGAAGAGGAGGGAGGAAAAGCAGGAGACGGGGAAGAGGAGGAAGACGGAGAGGGAGAGCAGGAAGGGGAGAGGGAAAAGGAGGAGGAUGGAGCGAGUGAUGAAGCGUCUCUCGUCCGCCCAUCCUUUCGCACAACUCCCUCCCCUCUCCUCUGCUCCGAAGCAGACUUCCAGCAGCUCUUAUCCUGCAUCGAGACCGCUUCUAACGAGGACGCCAUAACCAUGGUUCUCCUGCUCCUUCUGGAGGAGCAGCGCGCCGCCGAGGAAUCCUCUCUUUUCUUAAAGCGGCUCCGAGUUGUUCGAUCAGAGUACCUUCUGCGUCACCACUCCCUCGUGCGCUCAAUCGAGCUCAAUCUCAAUCGAGACAUCUCCAACAACGACGCGAUCUGCCAGCAGGAGAUCCAACGGCUGAGGCGCGUCUGCGAGGCCGGCAUGAUAGCUGGCGCAACGCUGUCGCAGCACCAGAUGGCACAAACGCGGGUUUGGACCCGUCCACGGACCCGCGCCUGGUGGGAGGAGUGUAUUGACCCGAAUUACCCUCCCGAAGCGUUCCGGAAGGCGUUCCGAAUGAGCCGGGAGACGUUUAUGGAGCUCUGCACCAUACUGGAAGAGCUGAUUCAGAAAAAGUCAACCAAAAUCAGAAAAUCAAUCGCAGUGGACAUCAGGCUUGGAGCAACGCUCUGGCGUCUGGCCACAGCCGAGCCUCUUGAUCUGAUCUCCAGGAGGUUUGGGCUCAGCAAGACCACCGUGCAUUUCGUCUCUAUCGAAGUUUUCAAGGCGCUGAACGAAGUUGUUCUGCCCAAGGUGGUCGUCUGGCCCGAGACGGGCAGUGCUCGGGCAGCUGAAAUCUCUGGCCAGUUUCUCAAGCGUUGCGGGGUGGAUCACCCCCCAUCUGUGGCGCAGCAGCUCGGAAACGGGCAGCUGAUAGGAACGCUCUACACUACCCACUUGCCCAUAAACACGCCGCGAUCCAACCUUGCAAAGUACCACAACAGGCAGCACACCGAGCGGUUGGCCCGGACCUCCUACUCCAUUGCCGUGCAAGCAGCCAUCGACGCCAACGGACAGUUUUUAGACCUUUGCAUCGGGCUGCCCGGAUCACUUUCUGAUGAGGAGAUUUUGCAGCAGUCGACUCUCUACCAGAAAGGACAAGCGGGGGAUUUAAAAGGAGCGAAGCUGAUUGGCUCUCGAUCUUAUCCUCUCCAGGAUUGGCUGCUGGUCCCGUAUGGCCAAUCGGACAGCGCCACGUGGUACCAGACCACGUUCAAUGAGUGCAUCGAGAAGGGGACUGCAGUGGGGAAGGACGCGAUUGGCCGGCUGAAAGGGCGGUGGAGGAUUCUGCUGAGGCGGGCCGAGGGUAAAUUGCACGAGUUACCUCGUUUGGUGGGGGCGUGCUGCGCGCUGCACAAUUUCCUGGAGCAGAAGGGCGAGGCGUUUGACCCUGACUGGGCGUAUGAUGCCUUUGAUGACUUUGUCCCUGCGAAGAGGGCGGAUGAGGAGUCGCCGGCUGCUGUGGCGGAGAGGGAUGCGCUGGCCCAGGGCAUGUUCCAGGCUGUGCACGGGUGGGAGGGGGAUGCUGCCAAUGCGCUCUGAGGCGUGAGGUGUGAAGAGUCGAGGGGCUGCCUGCCUGCAAUGAGGCAUUGAGGGAGGAAGGCAGCACAGAGGAGGAGGCCUGCUGUGGUGGUGGAGGGGGAUGCUGCCAACACGCUUUGAGGUGUGAAGUGGGGAUGUGAGGAGAGGGAUGCGCUGCUUCAUUGCAUGCUCCAGGCUGUGCACGGGUGGGAGGGGGAUGCUGCCAAUGCGCUUGAAGGGGUGUCUGCCUGCAUUGAGGCAUUGAGGGAGGAAGGCAGCUCAGAGGAGGAGACCUUGGCUACUGCCGUGGAGAGGGAUGUGUGGGAGGGGAAGCUUCCUGCCCCGCCACAUCGCUGGUCGGCUGCAUGCAGUCUGCGCCUACCUCAGAUGCCUCGGCGGCCAUCUGCAUUGUCAUCUCCAUGUGGCUCCGGUGCAUCCCAGCCGUUGAUGCCAUCAAGUCUCAGCCGUCCAUCCCAUUCUCAGGCUGCUGCCUACCAAGAUGCGCUUCUCUUGUCACUUACCUCCUCCUUGCCGAAUGGGGCUCGUGGCUGCGAUUGCUGUACCGGGCACCCGCAGACUGGGUCGAACAGGUCACCACUGGUGGGUGGGUGCUAGUGUGGGCAUCUGUGUGUGUGCGUACAUGCAUUGGGCUAUCACUCUGCGCUCGCUGUACCGAGCACCCGUAGACUGGCUGAAGCAGGUCACCCUGGUGGGUGGACUCAGAAACUGAAUGAAUGAUUAGAGAGAGAGAGAGUACAGGAAUAUAUCUAAGUGUUGUGCCCUCUAAGAGAUGACCCUAUACAGUCUAUGCAAAGUAUAUGAGAUACACAUGUUUGACACACCCCCUAGACUGCAUAGGGGCAGGUCCU
Molecule: messenger RNA, 4789 nt
Organism: Closterium sp. NIES-67
Lineage: Eukaryota; Viridiplantae; Streptophyta; Zygnematophyceae; Desmidiales; Closteriaceae
Source: the annotation of a GenBank genome assembly